Lotus japonicus is the source of this 1186-nucleotide messenger RNA. RefSeq names its product WAT1-related protein At3g30340-like. Gene Ontology annotation, molecular function: transmembrane transporter activity. The coding region runs from base 130 to 1170 and encodes 346 amino acids. Gene Ontology annotation, cellular component: plasma membrane. The record is from RefSeq and is a predicted model, not a curated record. NCBI's taxonomy places the organism in Eukaryota, Viridiplantae, Streptophyta, Magnoliopsida, Fabales, Fabaceae. The transcript has 6 exons.
AUUUCAAAUUAUCAACAUGUUUGUUCCCCUUAAUUCCUCUAUAUAUUGGUUGAAGAAGACAGCAGACAUCACACCAUUCCUUCAAAGGCAAACAAACAAUAGAAAGUACAAAAUCAAAAGAGGAAAUUCAUGAUGUUGAUGCAUUGCCAUGAAUUGUGCAAGCCAGUCUCUAUUAUGAUUAUAGUUAACUUAGCUAUGGCUUUAGUCAAUGUACUUAUGAAGAAGGUUCUUAGUGAAGGAAUGGACUACAUGUCCAUUGUAACAUAUAGACAAGCAAUUUCAUUUAUCUUCAUGGCACUUAUUGCUUGUUUCUAUGAAAGGAAACACAAACUGGAGGCUCACAUAAUAUGUCUCCUUUUUCUCUCUGCUCUAGUCGGAGUUACACUCCCUCAAUACCUGUUUCUUCUUGGACUUGAAUACACUUCUGCCACAUUCUCAUGUGCAUUCCUCAACAUGGUGCCAGUAUUUACAUUCAUUAUGGCGCUGCCAUUUGGGAUAGAGAAGGUGAACAUGAAAAGCAAGAGUGGUAAAGCCAAAGUCUUGGGAACUUUUAUGUGCAUAUGUGGAGCUUUGUUAUUGGCUCUCUAUAAAGGAAUACCCUUGAUCAACUCCCAAUCACAAGACAUGGCAAACAAAGCUGCAAGCACAACCCGAGAUGCCUCAACAGAGAAAUGGAUUAUAGGCUCAACCCUUCUAACUGCAGGCUGCCUCUUCUGGAGUUCUUGGUUUAUCAUACAAGCAAAGAUUAGCAAAAGUUAUCCAUGCCAAUACUCUAGCACAGCUAUUUUGUCACUUUUUGCUGCCAUUCAAUCAGCAAUAGCAACUUUGGUCAUGAGGAGAAAUAAUGCCUCAUGGAUCCUCAAAGGAAAGCUAGAAAUAAUGAGUGUUAUAUAUUCUGGAUUAGUGGGAUCAGGUUUGUGCUAUGUGGCUAUGUCAUGGUGUGUCAAACAAAGGGGUCCAGUUUUUACUGCAGCAUUUAGCCCCUUGAUACAGAUAUUUGUGGCUGUGCUUGAUUUUACUAUACUAAAAGAGGAGAUUUACAUGGGAAGUGUUGCAGGAUCAGUCUUGGUCAUUGCUGGCAUGUAUAUUCUUCUAUGGGGAAAAAGUAAAGAGGGAGAGCAGUGUGUCCUGAAGGAUACACAAACAAAUCAAGAUGUAGAAUGUCAAUAACAAUACCACCAGUGAC